Molecule: messenger RNA, 2499 nt
Organism: Rattus rattus (black rat)
Lineage: Eukaryota; Metazoa; Chordata; Mammalia; Rodentia; Muridae
Gene: Aknad1
Product: AKNA domain containing 1
Exons: 13
Coding region: 244-2250 (668 amino acids)
Source: RefSeq, a predicted model, not a curated record
CAGAUUCCAAGACUAAGCCGGGUGUUAUCAGGAAGAUGUUCCAGGCCUUUCCAGCAAUCUGGAAACUUUUCUUUCUACCCCUUCAACUUGGGUGUGAAUAACCAGGAACUCUGCUCACACAGGCCUGCCUUCUCCACUCUGUGCAUAGAACACACAGUGCAGACAUUCAAUGAAAACUAGACAACAUAUUUUGAGCAGCCAAGGCCAGACAGCGGAGGACCACAGAUAUCAGCCCACACCAUCAUGGACGAAGCUGACUUUUCGGAAGAUAUGACUUAUAAACAGCAGGAGGACUUGCCUUAUGAUGGGGACUUCUCUCAGAUGAAGAUAUGCAUGUCUUACAACUUCACCUUAACAAAUGACACCUUUCCUAUCUCACGGGCAGGAGAAGACCCUCAGGAAGCGGAAGCAGUUGUUCCCCGUGAGGCGUUCCCCACAGCUCUGCCCGAGACUUGGGAUAGGAUGACUGUUGCCAGCAACAGGCGUGAUAACGAUAAACAGUGCGCCUUGGCUCCUCCUGUUCCAGCCGAUAGAGAAGAUACCUCCAAGCCCCACGUCUCAGACACUUUACUCCAUCAUCUCUCCAGACAGCAAUUCUUCAGGGGUCAAGGCGCUGGCUCUGAAACUCUCCCAGAGCCCUUGAAUGCUGAGGGUCUUGGUGACUCAGAUGCUCUUACAAAUAUCAUUUCGCGUUAUGCAAAAAAUUAUUACCCCAGAGAACAAACCCCAGAAGUCACUGGCCAGCCCAGUCCAAAAAAGGGUGCGUCAAAUAGCAGCAAACCCUGUUGCUCCCCUGGCACAGAGAGGGAAAAUACCUCUCCCUUAGUGACUGCUGGGAAGAGCAGCCAUCAGAAAGAUCCGAGCCUUCUAACCGGAACUAAAGGUCCAGGUGAUAAAUACAAAAGCUUCCUGAGGCAGACGCCUCAGAGACAGCUGGCUCACAAAGCUAGUUCAGGCAACGGGUUCAGAUACAGCCAGGCUCAAGUGCACUACCAGUUUCCAGAUGUUUCUAAGGUUGCUCCGGAAGUGAAGAUCCCUAGGAACAUUGUAACUAAUAAACCACUCACAAUAGCUAACCGAGGCAGCUGUUCUCUUAGGUUGAGAAAUAAAUCAACAGUUGUGCAAGAUAAUGCAGGAACCCUGUCUGGGUCAAAUCGUGUUGAAAAACAACCAGAGCAAAAACGGAAAUUUACCGAACCUUUGCAACAAGUACAGGUGCAGCCUGCCACACACACCUGCCAAGAACCUCUCACAGGACUGGAACCUGAGAAAGGGUGCUUGAAUUUGACACCGACACCUCCAAAAGAUCCUUUCUCGAAUUCUUACAUAUUUCAAAAGAUCUCCCAAGGAAAACAGAUGUGCCAGAAACUGGAAGAACAGACUGAGCAACUGAAGAAUAAGGUACAAGAAUUUUCCAAAAGAAUAAAACAGAACUCUCUCUGCUGUUUGCGAGACAUAAGGCUGAUGACCAAGGAACAUGUUGGCUGUCUUCCAGAGCCCUGGGUCUCACAAGGACGUGAGGUGAAAGGGCUGCCAAGGGGAGAGGCCACCUCCAAGGAGCUCAGUGAGCUGACCCCAAAGAUGAAACAGAAAAUGGAGAAGAGGGGACACAGAAGGACCAACUGUGGGAAGUUUUCCAGUAGCAACCACGAAAAAACACCACACCAAGACUGGCCUCUCGGUUCUGAUCCAGGGCCCAGCUUCCGUCCUGAUUCUGGCACUGGGCUGCAGAGUAACAAAUGUGAGGCGGACGGCAACAAGACGCAGAACUCCCAGAGAGUCUGCGAGGAAGACCCACCGAAAGAAUUUUAUUAUAGAUAUGACACUCCAGGACAAGAUGACUUAAAUCACAGAGGAGGAUUCACCUUUGUCCAGUCUCACGUCUUACAUGAAAAUAAAAUCUCUUCAUCUUCUUGUUCAAAAGCAAAAUGGAUCUGGUCAUGGAGGGCGAACUCAGAACCUUUUGGAGACAAGCACGGUUCUGCAGCAGGAAAACAUCCCAAGACUUACCUGACCCCUACCUCCGACCUUGCAACACCGUCACCCCACCUCUGCUUCUUCAGGAUUCCUAGAAUCCAGUCCUUAUGUGUCAGCAGCAGCACGGAAGAAAUAGAAUCUAAGAUUUUAAACUUGCCUUUGGAUCAUGCCUUAAGGACAGCAACCAAACUGAAAAAAACCACCGACCAAAUGAUCAAAUCCAUUGCAGAAGACCUCACCAGAGCACAGCGAUGGAGACAGCAGCUAAAAUAGCACUAAAUCAACCCCGGGCAGCCAAGUGUUAGUGUUGGGUCUUCUCCAAAAUAUCUUACUUGUGACAUAAUGUAGGAAGAUGAUUUUCUAGAGAAAACACUAAAACUUUAAGAAAUGAAUUAUGCAAAGUGUUUAAAUGGAAAAAAAAACAACGCAAAGUAAGCCCUCUGGCAUUUAUGUAUUUAUGUGAAAAUAAAUCUAUGUUCUUCCUAAUUCGUAAUGAAAUAAACACAAUAAAACGAAUACCUU